Molecule: messenger RNA, 1109 nt
Organism: Vicia villosa (hairy vetch)
Lineage: Eukaryota; Viridiplantae; Streptophyta; Magnoliopsida; Fabales; Fabaceae
Exons: 2
Coding region: 21-1109 (362 amino acids)
Source: RefSeq, a predicted model, not a curated record
UAUCAUUUUCUAUACGAAGAAUGAGAAUUUUCCGAACGAGAAAAUGUGUGUAUGUUCUUCCUCUCAUAGCUCUCUUGAUUGUUCUCAUGUUCUUCCUUCACUAUCACAAUCUUGAGACAGUUACAACAACUCAAACCAAGUAUGAUCCAGAAAAACAAGAAUUGAUUCAAGUGCUGAAGAAAGCAGCAAUGGAAGACAGAACAGUUAUCCUCACCAUGGUAGAUGAAUCACAUGCAAGACCAGGAUCUAUGCUUGAAGUUUUUCUACAAAGCUUCGAAUAUGGACAAGGGACUCAAAGAUUUUUGAAUCACUUAGUUAUCAUAACUACGGAUCCACAAGCUUUUCGGUACUGCAGAUUAUUGCAUCAACAUUGCAUUCAUCCUGCCACUUUUCAACCUUAUUUUUCCGCCAGAAGACCGUCCGUCACAUCCGUCACAACGCCGGAUCACACUGUGUUAUUCAGUUGGAGAAGAAAUCAUGUUCUGAUACAAGUCAUUGAAUUGGGCUAUAACAUAAUUUUCACGGUACGAAAUAAUGGCUUGCUAAUCAAUUUGAACAACUGCAUGUAUGAUGUUACUUUUGUUUUGAUGCAGGAAACAGAUGUACUGUGGCUUAAAAGUCCGUUGGUGAACUUCCAUCCGCAGUACGAACUCAGCAUUUCGUGCAAUUUCGUAAAUGUUGGAGAAAGCGCGUUUUCCGUACAAGAAGGGGGAAUCUUCUUCAUGAAAGCAAAUUACGUGACCCCGGGAUUCUUACAGGACUGGAAACUGACCAAGAUUUUGCAUCCAAACUCAACCGUCGAUGAAUCCAUGUGUGCAACAUUGGAGCUGCAUAAAGACCUAGUUGACAUUAAUGGCGUUCGUGUUCAUGGAAUAGAUACAAACCAUUUCGGUGGAUUUUGUCAGACAUAUAAUGAUAUGUUGGAAGACGCAUAUACCAUUCAUGCUAACUGCUGUCAUGAUCUCAAAAGCAAAGUUCAUGACCUGAGGAUUGUUCUAGAUGAUUGGAUUCGCUUUCGAAACCGUGUAUCAAAAAACAAUGCAACGGAGAAAAUUGCUUUGAGGUGGCCACAGAAGUGCACAGAACAUACAGCUCUCGAGUUUCCAUAA